AUGAAAGCGAUUCUCAGACUCCUAAUCUUUCACCGCCAUUGUCGUUUUCCAGCUGUCAUUGACGACGAAUUCCUUAGGCAUCGAUUAUAUGUGAUUUCCCCAAAGAACUCCCUCGAUCUCAAGGGUUGGACCCUGUAUUGGAAACUAGAAACCGGAUCUGAUAAAGGGAGGGAGGAUGCAGCUUAUGUUCUGUGGAAAUUAUGUUGUCACAGUGAAGAUAUCUAUGCAUGUGUUGAAAGUGCUGAAGCAUUUCCUGUUUUCCUAUGGUUCUUGAAAACUGGUGGAACAAAGGGACAAGAAGCCUCAUGGAAGGCACUAAGAAAGCUUAUACGCAUGGAAGAUGCUGCCACUAUUAAUCAGCAACUAGCUCUACUUUGGGGGGACACCCCAAAAUCAAAAGCCCACAAAAUUGAAGUACUAGGUCAUGUGUUUACCAUGGCAUCACAUUAUGACCUUGUUCAAAAAGGAUCAGAUGCUUAUAAAUGGUUGAGAUCGCUUGUUCAGAUUCUUAAUUCUUCAAAUGAGGAAACACAGGAACAUCUUUUAACAAGCAACACUCAAAUUAUUGCCACUCAAUCAGCUCGGGCCUUGGGUGCUUUGUCCAAGAACAAAAUCUCUUAUAUUGUAGAAGGGGAUGUGAAGCCUCUGAUCAAAUUAGCCAAAACAUCAUCUUCCAUUGAUGCUGCAGAGACUGCUGUAUCUGCAUUAGCCAAAGUGAAGCGACUCCUCCUGCCAACUAAGCUUUCCGGUAGUAUCAAUGAUGGCAAGAAAAUUGCCAAAACCGAUGAUUUCACCUAA
Lactuca saligna is the source of this 798-nucleotide messenger RNA. Lineage: Eukaryota; Viridiplantae; Streptophyta; Magnoliopsida; Asterales; Asteraceae. The record is from the annotation of a GenBank genome assembly.